Durio zibethinus is the source of this 1864-nucleotide messenger RNA. Its product is annotated as low affinity inorganic phosphate transporter 4-like. Gene Ontology annotation, molecular function: phosphate transmembrane transporter activity. The record is from RefSeq and is a predicted model, not a curated record. Gene Ontology annotation, biological process: phosphate ion transport; transmembrane transport. Gene Ontology annotation, cellular component: membrane. NCBI's taxonomy places the organism in Eukaryota, Viridiplantae, Streptophyta, Magnoliopsida, Malvales, Malvaceae.
CUCACAAAAAAAAAAAAAUGGCGUCAGACGAUAAUCUAGCUUUGCUCCAAGCUCUGGACACGGCUCGAACACAAUGGUACCACGUGAAAGCUAUUGUCAUCGCUGGCAUGGGUUUCUUCACCGAUGCCUAUGAUCUCUUUUGCAUAACAACCGUGUCCAAACUCUUGGGCCGCCUUUACUUCUACAAUCCAACUAGUCACAACCCGGGAAAGCUCCCAAAAGGCAUUAACAACUGGGUUACGGGUGUAGCCCUGUUUGGAACUCUUACCGGCCAACUAGUCUUUGGUUGGCUUGGUGAUAAACUAGGCCGCAAAAAAGUGUAUGGGAUCACUCUCAUACUCAUGGUGAUUUGCGCCAUUUGCUCAGGUCUAUCAUUUGGAUCCACCUCCGGAUCUGUGAUAGGAACCCUUUGUUUCUUUAGAUUUUGGCUGGGUUUUGGAAUUGGUGGCGACUAUCCUCUUUCUGCCACAAUUAUGUCUGAAUAUGCUAACAAAAAAACCCGCGGGGCAUUCAUUGCAGCGGUUUUUGCCAUGCAAGGUGUGGGGAUUAUAUUUGCUGGUUUAGUUUCGAUGAUUCUUUCAUCAAUCUUCCUUAAGUGCUACAAAGCGCCGUCAUUCAAAGAUGACCCUAUCUUCUCGACCCAACCUCAAGCAGAUUAUCUAUGGCGGAUUGUGCUGAUGUUCGGUGCCUUACCAGCUCUUUUAACAUUCUAUUGGCGGAUGAAGAUGCCCGAAACUGGUCGUUACACUGCUCUUAUUGAAGGAAAUGCCAAGCAAGCGGCGGCUGAUAUGGGUCGGGUUCUUGACACCGAACUCGAAGUUGAAACAGAGAAGCUUUCCCAAUUCAGGGCAGCAAACCAGUACUCGUUACUAUCCCAUGAGUUCUUCAAACGCCAUGGGCGUCAUUUGAUAGGUACAAUGACCACAUGGUUCUUGUUGGAUAUUGCUUUCUACAGCCAAAACCUAACCCAAAAGGACAUUUUCCCCUCUAUGGGUCUCGUCAAAAAGGCUUCUGAAAUCAACGCUAUUGAAGAAGUCUUCGAGACCUCGCGUGCCAUGUUCAUCGUUGCUUUGCUUGGUACAUUCCCGGGGUACUGGGUCACCGUCCUUUUCAUAGAAAAGCUUGGGCGCUUCAUCAUCCAACUAGUGGGCUUCUUCAUGAUGUCCUUGUUCAUGCUGAUUCUUGGCAUCAAAUACCAGUAUCUCAAGGAAGACAAUAAGUGGUUAUUUGCUGCUCUCUAUGGGCUAACGUUCUUUUUUGCGAACUUUGGCCCCAACAGUACAACCUUUGUGCUCCCAGCAGAGCUAUUCCCUACCCGGUUGAGGUCCACUUGCCAUGCACUAAGUGCAGCGUCAGGGAAGGCUGGAGCCAUGAUUGCGGCUUUCGUGGUGCAAACAUAUACAUUGGACCAGAAAGUAAGCUCAAUCAGGAUUGCCAUCAUGAUUCUGUCCUUUACAAAUAUGUUGGGAUUUUUUUUCACGUUCCUGGUACCAGAAACCAAAGGUCGCUCUUUAGAAGAAAUUUCGGGCGAGGAUGGUGGUGGCCAGAACGAGACUCAGAUGACCGCCAGGCGAUCGGUUACAAUGAAAGGAGGCGGCCAUUUGGAAGCCAUUUGAAAGUAAAUUAUUAGCUUUGGACGUUGAUGAUACGAUUACCAAGCUAGCUAGUUUUCAAGUGCGAGGAAAAAAGAAAAACUGUUUAAUAAGUGGGCGAAAGACGACAGUUUUUUGCCUUGUUUUGGUUUGCUUUUGAUUUGUCUGUUCUGUGAGUAAGAACUAAAGCCAUUACCAUCUAGCCCAUUUUAUGCUAUUGCCCAAGGGUUUUCCUUGUUCGUUUUAUAUGUAACCAUAAACUAUAAACAUAG